CUACAGCAUCUGAGCGGCUAGUGGCAUCGGCCUCCAGUUAGAAGCAGGAGUCACCAGAGCUUCUAGAAAGGGCUAGAGUCAGGAGCUGGAUAAGUCACCAGGCACACUCCAGGGUUGGUGAUGUUCUCUCCUGCAGACUGGCUCCGAGCUACUGAGGGAAGGGCCAGGGACUUGUCCUGUGGCCCAGAGCUAAGUCACAGGGAAGACAGCAAUGGCUCCACCCAGGAGCAGAGCAGACCUUGCAGUGCUGGUAGCCAUGUCCUGGGCCAGGACUGCAUAGAUGGGCAGAUCUUGGGCCAGUUGCGCCCCCUGUCAGAAGAGCGAGAACCCUCUGGGGCUACCUUCCUUGGGGAGCCUGCUUUCCCUGAGAUGGAUUCAGAGGAUCUCCGACUGGCCUCCUUCUACAACUGGCCAUCCAGUGCUGGAAUUCAGCCCGAGCCAUUGGCUGCUGCUGGCUUCUUCCACACAGGCCAGCAGGACAAGGUGAGAUGUUUCUUCUGCUAUGGCGGUCUGCAGAGCUGGGAGCAGGGAGAUGACCCCUGGACAGAGCAUGCCCGAUGGUUCCCCAGGUGUCGGUUCCUGCUGCAGUCAAAAGGAAGGCACUUUGUGGAAAGAAUCCAGGCCUGCACCCCCUUGCUUGGCUCCUGGGACCAAUGGGAAGAGGCAGAAGAUACAGUCUCUGCCACCCCCUCAGCUCCUGCCCAUGGAGGCCCUGAAUUGUUCACAUCCAGAGGAGAGACACAGCCUGAAGAUGUCAGUGAGCCAGGAGCUGGGUCUGUGCAGGAACAGUUGCGACAGCUGCAGGAGGAGAGAACAUGCAAGGUGUGCCUGGAUCGAGCUGUCUCUGUAGUCUUCGUACCCUGUGGCCACUUAGUCUGUCCUGAGUGUGCCCCCAACCUGCAGGUGUGCCCGAUCUGCAGAGUGCCUAUCUGCAGCUGUGUACGCACCUUCCUGUCCUAAACCAGGUACUGCAAGAUGGGCACCCUGCCUGCCCCAGCCUGUCCCAGACCACACAGUGGGUCUGCUGGGGACACUCGGUAUCAACCACAAACAUAGCACAGCGUGGAAGAAGAGUUCCUGGUUGGUGUGAGGAGUGCUCCUGUUGUAGCUUUGGAAACCUAUUUGAAGAUAAUAAAGUAGAAGGUCUGACUUCAGUGCUCAGCUAGGCUCUAUACCAGAUACCCCCGCCUCAUCUCCUAGUCCACGCUGAGCCGGUCCAUGCUGCUUCUCUCCAGCACAGCAGCGCCUGUCCAGUGUCCAGACACCU
Molecule: messenger RNA, 1267 nt
Organism: Microtus ochrogaster (prairie vole)
Lineage: Eukaryota; Metazoa; Chordata; Mammalia; Rodentia; Cricetidae
Gene: Birc7
Product: baculoviral IAP repeat containing 7
Biological process (GO): positive regulation of protein ubiquitination; regulation of cell cycle; negative regulation of apoptotic process
Cellular component (GO): cytoplasm; nucleus
Molecular function (GO): ubiquitin protein ligase activity; cysteine-type endopeptidase inhibitor activity involved in apoptotic process
Source: RefSeq, a predicted model, not a curated record